Molecule: messenger RNA, 10402 nt
Organism: Hippoglossus stenolepis (Pacific halibut)
Lineage: Eukaryota; Metazoa; Chordata; Actinopteri; Pleuronectiformes; Pleuronectidae
Product: nesprin-2-like
Exons: 51
Coding region: 349-8361 (2670 amino acids)
Cellular component (GO): membrane
Molecular function (GO): protein binding
Source: RefSeq, a predicted model, not a curated record
AGAGACAGAGAGACAGGCAGGGUAGAGGUAGUGAAGGUGUCAGUGUGAGAAUCUGAUAAUUAUUCAGAUCAGCUUCAGAGACACAACCUGUUCAGGUAGAACCAACUUAAAGCUGCAGUUUGCUCAGGUCUCCUCCCGUCACGCCUCCUCCUCCUCCUCCUCCUCCCCCCCUCACCUGUGACCCUGGAGCAGGGAGGCUCAGACAGGUGUGUUGUGUGUGUGUCUCAGGGAGCCGAGGAGCCGGGUCCAUCGCCCUCCGCAGCAGGCGUCCUCCAUGUGUGCCUGCAGCGGGCCGGCCGGCUGGAGCUGUGGCUGCAGGAGGCCCAGAGGAGCCUGGUGACGUGCACGAUGCAGGAGAACGUGGAGCAGCAGCUGCUCACCUGCCAGGAGAUGUUCCUGGAGAUCGAGCAGAAGGUGAGGAGUCUGUCAUCACUCGGUCACGUUUCUGACCUGCAGCAGCACCUGGGAUCAGAGCUGGGAGCUGAACUGGGACCUAAACUGGGAGCUGAACUGGGAGCUGAACUGGGAGCUGUGGGAUCCCAGCAGGAGGCCGCUGAGUUGCUCUCCUCCAAACUGGAGCUCCUGAAGUCGGACCUGGUCUCAUUCCAGCAGGUGCUCCAGGACCGACAGGAAGAGGAGAGGACGACCAACCACAAAGAGCCACAGUUGGUACCUGACGCAGAGCGCCACCUUGAGUCCAGGUUGAGGCGCAGCAGCAGUGUUCAGGAGAUCUUCUCCUCCCCGAGGAACAAGCUCCUCAGACAGAGCAGCCUGCAGCAGCAGAAGGAGCUGGAGCAGGAACUGAGUGAACAGCGAGGACUGACUCAGGCCAUCGCUCGACAGGGCAGCAGAGCUCGACUUCACGGCCACGAGUCAGAGGACCGCACCCAGCUGUCACCACGUUCGCCUCCUGCUGAGGCUGAUGUGGUCGGCGGCGGCGUUCCCUCGGCGUGGGACGGUCUUCACAGCCGGCUCCUGGCUCUGGAGGAGAGCUGGCUGCUUCCUCCCUCUGAGGUGACAGACUCAUCUACGAGGCGUAGUGAUGGAACAGAAAACCUGAAAGAGCUUCGGACCCUAAUCAUCCACCUGAGAGAGCUGGGAGCUCCAGCUGCAGAACCUCUGGAUGAGGUUUCCUCUGUGGACGUCCCCCAUCAGACUCUGGACCAGGGCUUGUUCCACGUGCUGCUCAGAGCGUCCCUGUCUCUGUCCUCCAUCAAUAACCUGCUGCACUCACCUGCUGAGAGGACGCAGGAGGAGGAGGAGGCUCAGCUGAGGCUGCAGCUGCUGCAGAGUCUGUCGGCAGAGCUGGCGACCCUUGGCGGGGAGCUGAGCUCGCGGGGGUCAAAGGUCACGUCUGUCCCGGGGUCGGAGUGUGGUCGGCGGUGUGUGGACGACCUGAGCAGAGUCCUGCCUGUGGUCCAGGCGGCUCUGAGCGGCAGAGAGAAGCAGCUCAGGAACCUGCAGGAGGAGACGGCACAGCAACAGAGACGCCUUAAAGAGUUGCAUGCAGCCUUCACCUCUAACCAGUCGACUGUUCGUCAAAUAACCUGUGACCUCAAUGGAACGCUGGGAGCCAAUGGGCAACUACAGGCUGUGAUGCAGGUGCAGGAGUCUCUGCAGCUGCAGGUCCAGCAGGUAAACUCUCUGCUGGAGGAGGCGGAGCAUCACAACCUGCCGUCCUCCCUCCUCCACCAGGCCUCACAGCUGCAGGGUGAGCUGGACACGUCUCUGGGGGGUGUUGGCUCCUGCUGUGAGGAGCUGAGGAGCAGCGUGGAGCUGCAGCAGCUGUACGAGCGGCUGGUCCUCAGCCUGGAGGAGCUGCUCACUCUGGGCUCUGAACGCCUCACGCCUGACCCGGAGCUCCAGAGCAGAGCUCAGCUCCAGCAGCAGCUCAGCGCUCACACGAAGUUCUUCCAGUUCCUGGGCCAUCACUCCAGGACCCUGCAGUACCUGACCUGGAGACUCCCAGAGGACGCCCUCCAGAGGCGGGACGGCGUCACGACGGGCCUGCAGGACGAGGUGGCCCGACAGCAGCAGCGCGCUCUGGAGAAAGGAACCAGGAUGCAGGAAACAUUACAGGUGUGGUGUCAGUGGGAGGAGGACGUGGCCUGGGCCGAGUCCCUGCUGAAGGAAACUGCAUCUCCCAGGAUGCACCAGGGGGGUGACAGUGAGGAGACGUUAUCUGAGGAGCUCUCUGGCCUCCAGUUUGGAGAAGUUCUGCAGGCGAACGAGGCGCGGUUCAGUCGGGCGCUGGAGGCGGGGCUACGGCUGCAGAGGUGGGGCUGUAAAGGAGUGGGUGUGGCCACCAGUGAGCUGGAGGCCCGAUGGAGAGCCGAGCGCCAGAGAGCGGACAGUGAACGCACCACGCACGACCGGGAGAGGAAACUGAGCAACAGGUUUGUUCGUGUCUCUGCGGCUCUGAGCGACUGGACGCUCGAGGCCAGAGAGCUGAUGAGCAGAUGGAGUCCGUUCGGUGUCGCAGCCUCGGAGGAGAUGGAUGUGGAUCAGAGACACGAGCACUUCCUGCAGUGUGUGGCUUUGAGGAAGCAGCUGGAGUCCAGAUGUGACCUGAAGGUCUCCGUGAUCGGAGCCGGUUCUCAGCUGCUUCAACUGAGGGAAGCGGUCGGACGCUCGGACUCAAACGUGGAUGACAGCAAGACUUCGGACCCACGUCUCUGCUCCAUCGUCUCCCAGCUCCGACAGACGGAGGCGGACUGGUCCAGUCUGGUCGCUGAGGUUCCUGUCGUCCAGAGAGCGCUGCACCAGCGUUGGAUGGAGAUGCUGACCCAGCAGGGGGCGCUGCAGGAGCUGCAGGUCUGGCUCGGAGCUGCAGAGUCCCGGCUGCAGGAGGAUCGCAGCAGCAUCAACCGAACAUCGUCCACUCUCACUGAUCUCAAGCAGCAACUGAGAUCCUGCCAGGAGUGUGAGGUGGAGCUGUCGGCCCAUCAGGCCACACUGGACCUCGUGAACCAGCCAUCGCAGACCUGCAGUACCGAGGGUGGCCAGACGGGGCGCUACGAUCAGAACCAGUUUGCAGAGGACCAGGGUCGCCUCAACCACCAGUGGCUCCGGUUACAGGGGACGCUCAACUCUCAGAUCCAGGAGCUGGAGCAGGAUCUGCGGAGCAGAGCGGAGCGAGAGGCUCGACUGCAGCAGAUCAACAUCUGGAUCACAGAGCAGAACCUCUGGAUGGACUCGGCCCAGACGCCGAGCAGCCGGACGGAGCUGCAGAGGAGCGUCACCCGCUGCCAGGACCUGGAGGAGAAGAUCCGGCAGAAAGCUGCAGCUCUUCAGGAGCUGAGAGAGAAACUCUGUGACGGACGAGGAGACGACGGCAGUGACUUUAUCUCUCAGAUCGAGAAAUCCAUCCAGAUGUGUGCAGAUCUCACACAGCGGAGUGACUCGGUGAAGCUGAGGCUGAUCCCGGCUCAGCAGCUGUGGGACCGCGUGGAGACGAGUCUGAAUCAGAUGAAGCUGAAAACACUGAGCGUGUCUCAGACUCUGGUUUAUCACAGCGACCCUCAGCUCUGCCUGCAGGCGCACAGGCGUCUGCAUGAACGGCUGCAGCUUCUUCACGAGGAGACAGAAGCUGCAGAGUCUCUGAGGGACGAGCUGAGUCAAACCGUCUCGUCCCUCAGAGACAUCAUCAGUCCUGAGGCUGCUGCGCUUCUCACCGAGCAGCUGGACAGACACACACACAGUUGGACCGUGGCGUCUGGAUCUGUGCACCAGCAGCUCCAGAGGAGUCAGGGGGUCCUGCAGGUCUGGGAGGUCCACGGGCGUCUGGAGGCGUCUUUCUCCCGACAGCUGCAGCAGCUGCAGAGCGACGUCACGUCCGCUCUGAGCGCGGCGCCUGCAGAGGACAACAGCACGGAGCAGGUCGCUGUCAAGGUGGACAAGCUUCAGAGUCUCCUGCAGAGGGCGGACACUUCGCAGUCUGACCUGCAGGGGGUGCUGGAGGCCUCCAAGGACUUGACUGGUCACCUGGAACCUUCGGCUGCUGCUCUGGUCCAAUCCCAGAGCAGGGUGUUGACACGUGGUGUCCUGCAGCUCGUCCAGAAGCUCACAGGGGAACUGGGUCAGCUGCAGGAGGAGCUGAGGCGGCUGCAGGAGUUUGGAGGCGUCCUGGAGUCAGUGGAGAGAAACCUGGAGGUUUGGACGCAGCGUCUGGACAACGUGGCUCAGGCAGGAGACCAGUCCGGCCUCCUGGAGCUGAGCGGCCGGUCUGCUGACCUGGACGUGCUCAACGAGCUGAGCUGCAGCCUGACGCCGGGCGACGCCGCAGCACGACACCUGCAGCGCCUCAACCGGCGCUGGGCCGACGCCGCCGCCAGAGCUGAGGAGGCCUGCAGUGAGCUGCAGACGGAGUCGCUGAGGCAGCAGAGCUUCGAGCAGAAGUGUGGGAGCUGGAUGUCCUUCCUGCAGAGGAUGGAGGACGGUCUGGCUGUGGACGUGGCCGGAUCGUACGCCGGCCUGCGGCAGCAGCUCUGCACACACAAGCGGUUCCAGGCCGAGCUGUCCACCGGUCACCAGAUCCUCCACUCGGUCAUCACUGAAGCUCUGCACCUGCUGCAGAGAGGAGAGGUGGACGACAGGAGUGACUUCAUCCUGAAGCUGGCCCAGCUCAGGGAGCACUGGCAGGGGGCGGUGCAGCGCGCCGACCAGCGGCGCUCCCUGGUGGAGGGGCUGGUGAGGCACUGGCACCUGUACAACCGCAGCCUGAAGAAGCUGCAGAAGUUCCUGUCGGACACGCACGCCCUGCUGCCCCCCACCGGGCCCCCCCGCUGCAGCCUGCAGCAGCUCAGGCGCUCGCUGAGAGACCUGCAGCACACAGAGCUGCUCUUCCAGAGGUAUCAGUGCAGUUUCAUCCACACGCUGGAGGUCGGCCGGCAGCUCUUUGCCAUGGGGGACGAGGACACCCAGACUCAGCUGCAGACGGAGCUGGGGACCCUGCAGGAGGAGUGGGACAGCCUCCACUCUCAGCUGGGCCGGAGGGUGGACCUCACCGAAGCCAUCGUCAAGAACUGGGAGCGCUGCGAGGCCGGGCUGGCCGGCAGCGACCUGCAGCUGAAGGACGUGAAGACGCUGGUGAACCAGCUGAUUCCAGAGUGGGACGAGGAGCUGCAGAGGAACGAGAGACUCAACAAGGAGAACGAGGACUCCCUGGUGGACUGGGCCGAGAGCCUGACGGAGCUGAGCACCAUGAAGACGGAUCUGUCCCAGUACAUCAUCGCUGACGACGUCCUGCUGCUGCAGGAGCAGGUGGAGCACCUGCACUGUCAGUGGGAGGAGCUGUGCCUCAAGGUGUCUCUGCGCAAACAGGAGAUCGCCGACCGCCUGAACGCCUGGAUCAUCUUCAACGAGAAGAACAAGGAGCUGUGCGAGUGGCUGACGCAGAUGGAGAACAAGGUGCCGAACAGCUCCGACCUCAACAUUGAGGAGAUGGUGGAGAAGCUCAAGAAGGAUUGUAUGGAGGAAAUCAACCUAUUCAGCGAGAACAAAACGCACCUGAAGCAGCUCGGAGAACAGCUCAUCAGCGCCAGCAACAAGACGAAGGAGACGGAGAUCAACGACAAGCUGAAGGACAUCAACGAGCGCUGGCAGCAUCUGUUCGACCACAUCGAGGCCAGGGUGAGGAAGCUGAAGGAGACGCUGGUGACGGUGCAGCAGCUCGACAAGAACAUGAGCAACCUGCGGACGUGGCUGUCGCGCAUCGAGGCGGAGCUCGCCAAGCCGGUGGUCUACAACGUCUGCCACGGAGAUGAGAUCCAGAGGAAACUGGCCGAGCAGCAGGAUCUGCAGCGGGACAUCGAGCAGCACACGGAGAGCGUGACGUCGGUGCUGACGCUGUGCGACGUCCUGCUCCACGAUGCCGACGCCUGCGGCACCGACUCGGAGAACGACUCCAUCCAGCAGACCACCCGGAGCCUGGACCGGCGCUGGAGGAACAUCUGCGCCACGUCCAUGGAGAGGAGGAUGAGGAUCGAGGAAACCUGGCGCCUCUGGUGUAAGUUCCUGGACGACUACUCUCGCUUUGAAGACUGGCUGAAGAGUGCCGAGUUCACCGCCGCCGACCCCGACUCGGCCGGCGUCCUCUACACCAGCGCCAAGGAGGAGCUCAAGAAGUUCGAGGCGUUCCAGCGGCAGGUUCACGAGCGCUUGACUCAGCUGGAGCUCGUCAACAAACAGUACCGCCGUCUGGCCCGGGAGAAUCGAACCGACGCCGCCAGCAAGCUCAAAGUCCUGGUGCACGAGGGGAACCAGCGGUGGGACAGUCUGCAGAGGAGGGUGGCCGCCGUGCUCCGCAGACUCAAGCACUUCACCUCUCAGAGAGAAGACUUCGAGGGAACCCGAGAGGCGAUCCUGGUCUGGCUGACGGAGAUGGACCUCCAGCUCACCAACGUGGAGCAUUUCUCCGAGAGCGACGUCGAGGACAAGAUGAGACAACUCAACGGCUUCCAGCAGGAAAUCACCCUCAACACCAAUAAAAUCGACGCCCUCAUCGUGUUCGGGGAGAACCUGAUCCAGAAGAGCGCUCCUCUGGACGCCGUGCUGAUCGAGGACGAGCUGGAGGAGCUGCACUCCUACUGCCAGGAGGUGUUUGGACGAGUGGCCCGAUUCCACCACCGCCUGGUCAACAGACGCCCGGUGCUGGAGGAGGAGAGGGAGCUGUCGGACCGGGACUCGGACCUGGAAGACUCGACCGAUCUGACCAACGGGACCUCGUGGGGAGAAACGAGGAAGAAGGAAGAGGAAGCCCCAGCGGCGGGCGGCGUCUCAGCGGGACGCCAGGCCAUGUGUCACCUGGUGGCUCCUCCUCUGGAGCGGUCGGGAAGAGAGACGCCCGUCAGCGUGGACUCCAUCCCGCUGGAGUGGGACCACACCGUGGACGUGGGGGGGUCGUCGUCGCACGAGGACGACGAGGACGCCACCUUCUUCAGCGCGCUGUCAGAUGUGAAGGUCGCAGAGAGCUCAGAGGCGUUUGUUAAAGCCACCGUCAGAGCGGUGAACGCAGCCUCGGUCAAGUCGGUGACCGACCCCCCCAGCUGGCACCAGCCCCGCUCCCCCGACAGGAAACGAGUUCCCAGAGAAAUCAUCCGAGGCCUGAGCUCGUCCCCGACACACACCAGCAGUACCCCCUACCACCCGCAGGGCUACGCGAAGCUGAUGUCGGAGUGCAGCGGCAGCAUCGACUGCGUGAAGAGAGUGAAGCUGAUCCUGAACGACGAGGAGGAGGAGCUGGAGGAGGCGGGUCUGACGGGCAGCAUGGCCGACAAACACACCAGCACGGGUGUGAUCGAGCGCUGGGAGCUGCUUCAGGCUCAGAGGCUCAGCAGGGAGACGGGCAUCAAGCAGGACCUGGAGCAGUGGCAGAAGCUGAACUCUGACCUCUGCGAUGUCACUUCCUGGCUGGGCAGGGUGCUGCCGGAGCUGGGGAGGCUGCAGCGCAUCGCACCGUCCACCAGCAUCCGAGACAUCGAGGUCAACAUCAGGAAGCUGAAGGAGAUGCAGAGGAGCUUCAACAGCUACAAGUGUCCGAUGAUCUCCGUCAACCUGAACAGUCGCCACUUCCUGCGCGGCGACAGCGCCGAGCUGCAGGAGCUGCAGGAAGCUCUGAGCGCCGCCAACCUCAGCUGGACGCAGGCGUGCGGCGGCCUGGAGAGCUGGGAGAGGAGGCUGCACGCCGCGCUCAUGCAGUGUCAGGAGUUCCAGGAGACGCUGCACUCUCUGUUGUUGUGGUUGUCUCAGGCCGAGGACAGACUCCACGCCGUGAACGUCAGCGACCUGUCGACCUCCCGCUCCGUGCUGCUGCAGCGCAGAGACGCCCUGAUGGACCUGCAGGAGGAACUGCGCGGCCGUCAGCGCCAGGUGACCUCGCUGCAGGAGAUCUCGGCUCAGCUCCUCCUGGAGGCCACCGGACACGACAGCCUGGAGGCCAAAGAGAAGGUCCACGUCAUCGGCAACAAGCUGCAGCUCCUCCUGCGACAGGCGGCCGCUGACCUGCACAUGCUGCAGGGACGACUGGAAACCUGCUCUGCCACUUCUGAGAUGGACAGUAUCGGCCUGGGAACACUGAGCUCUGACCUGCUGCUGCACAAGUCGGACGCUCGUCGCCCGGCGGCUGCAGUCGGACGAACAGCCGCCAGAAGGGAGGAGCGGAGGGAUCCCCCCCCACGCCGACCCUUCUUCCUCCGGGUCCUUCGAGCCGCCUUCCCCCUGCACCUGCUCUUCCUGCUGCUGCUGGUUCUGGCCUGUCUGGUUCCUCUGUCCGAGGAGGACUACAGCUGCACCCUGUCCAACAACUUCGCCCGCUCCUUCUACCCGAUGCUGCGCUACACCAACGGCCCCCCGCCCACAUGAGCACCGCCGCGACCACGGCAGGCGUGAAAGACAACCACCCCCGGUUCAGGUUGAAAUCCAGAAGGACACUUCAGAGACACUGUCCCACAAAAACCCACCAGCUUCAUGUCUGAAGGCCUCGAUAUGUUUUUUAUUUGACUCUAAAUUUUAUUGGUGUAUUUAAAAUCGUAUAUUUAUUAUCUGUGCAACGCUACAGUUCUUCAAAACGAAGCCAUGUUACAAAGCAGUGUGGUUUUUAUAUGGAGAUUCGUCACGUCCCCACUGAACGUCUCAAACACACAAAAACAAGUACCUGAAGAUUUAUUUUGAUAUUUAUAUUUUGUACGUCCCCAGCCGUCUGGAGUUUGAAGGAUAAAGAGCAGUUGUUACCAAAGCAUCCGGAAGCUGAGAAGUUCACUCGCCGUUUUCUACCACUGCAGCUAUUUCUACUGAUUUUUCACAGAAGGCAGAAACUUGCUGGAAGCACAUUUUUGUACAGAAGUGAAAAGAGGUCGUGAGAUUUAAACGUUUUCAACAUCGGAGCUUUUAAAAAGCUAAACGAUGGCAGUGACUCUUCUGCACUGAAGCCUUUCUGUAGCCAACACAUAACGAUGUACCUUUCAUGGAUUUUGUAUAUAACAGCAAACUUCAGAUACAGAGAUAACGCAAAUUAUUGCUUUGUGUACGAAUAAGUGUUUGAGAUUAAUAUAAAGUUCAAAUAGUUCGAGUGCCACAAACACACAAUGUAAAAAAAACGAGGACAUAUUUUAUUGUAAAUGGUCAUAAAAGUCAAGAGCCGAACGUGUUUCAGAUUAAAGCUGCGUUCAACAACGAUUGACCACAAGGGGGCAGAAACACCAACUGACACACAACCACGAUAAAUCAGUCGUGUUAACUAAUCAAGUUCUUUAAGCAAACAUUAUACCUUUUGAGACCUUGUGAAAACUAGCGCUGCAUGAUAUAUCGAAAAAGAUACAUAUCGUGAAAGACUGCGUGAACUGUGAUAAAAAAAAUGUGCCUUACACGCUGCAUCCGUCAAUAUAUUUGACCAAUCAGAUGGAGCCCCGCCCCAGAUUAUAAAUUAGAGAUUAAAGAAUUACGUAGCUUCUUUAUUACAGACUCUCAACCUGAGGGAACGGUGACGGAGCACAAACACUCACACUGGUUACUUUCUCUCUCUCUGUCUCUCUCUCUCGCUUUGUCUCUCUCUGUCUUGAUCUGUCUCUUUUUCGCUCUUUCUCUGUCUCUCUCUUUCUGUCUCUCUGUCUCUCUGUCUCUCUGUCUGUCUAUGGACAGGACACAUCACAACCGAAUUUGUAAAGUUUAAAGUAUCUGGAGCUGGAGGAGAUGGCGGCUCACUGGGUUUGGCUCAGAGUCAGAGAGGAGCCGGUAAGAAUAAAACUUUUCACGGCCCAAACAACAACCUUGUGGUCCCUGCGUCCAUAAAACCAGGUUGUUGGAAUGGAAAUAACGCUUUUCAUUUUCAGUGUCUGCAUAGACCCUUAGCUGUGCAAAGCAGAAAGACUAGAACAACGUAUACUCGUAUCGUCAUCGCAACGUUCAACAAUGUCAUCGCAUGUUUUCCUGAUAUCGUGCAGCCCUGGUGUGAUUUUAAUAUCACAUGAGCGUCACACGUUCCAAAGAAAACCCACCCAGAAUCCUCCAUGUCAGCCCGGGAAGUAAAACCAGGAAUUAAACAUUAAAUACGUUAACACACAAAUACAAACACUUGUUGUUGUUGGUGUUGAACUUGUGGAAUUUACCUGAACUCUGAGCAGGAGGUGAAUGUAAGCGAUUCUUUGUUGAAUGUAGCCGUGAACAUGCACAAUCAUUCAUGUUGCUCAUUUUCAACGUUAAUAUGAAUAUCAGAGGAUUUUGUGUCGUUUGAUUUGAAACUUUUAAUCCUAAUUUGUAAAUAAUCUCUCGUGCUCGGCUCAGACGACCAAACACGACACAGACAAACGAGAAGAACGUGUGUAAAGUUUGAUUUAUUUUGUGAACACUUAUUUAUGGGAUGUAUAGAUUGUUGUUAUUGAUUGACAAUAAACUGUGUUUGCCAUGA